Molecule: messenger RNA, 2051 nt
Organism: Clarias gariepinus (North African catfish)
Lineage: Eukaryota; Metazoa; Chordata; Actinopteri; Siluriformes; Clariidae
Gene: mettl16
Product: methyltransferase 16, N6-methyladenosin
Exons: 10
Coding region: 140-1648 (502 amino acids)
Biological process (GO): rRNA base methylation
Cellular component (GO): nucleus
Molecular function (GO): 23S rRNA (adenine(1618)-N(6))-methyltransferase activity
Source: RefSeq, a predicted model, not a curated record
GACUUCACCCCAAACCCGGAACAAACAACGUAGAAACAACGUGAUUAAAUCUGCAACUGAUCCUACAGGACACCGAUCAUCUGUUUGUUUUUAUCAGGUUAUAAAGCGCAUUUAGAGAAGCGACUAAACGACACAGAGGAUGGCACUGAACAAAUCCAUGCAUCCGCGAAACCGUUAUAAGGACAAACCACCUGACUUUGCCUACCUGGCUUCCAAGUAUCCGGAUUUUCAGAAGCAUGUGCAGACUACAUUAACCGGCCGGGUGAUGCUGAAUUUUAAGGACCCUGAGGCGGUGCGUGCUCUAACAUGCACCCUGCUGAAGGAAGACUUUGGCCUGAACAUUGAGAUUCCUGUUGAGCGGCUCAUCCCCACUGUCCCACUGCGCCUCAACUACAUCCACUGGGUGGAAGACCUGAUUGGAGGGCAGGGCAGUCCACGCAGAGGCAUUGAUAUCGGUACGGGGGCCUCCUGUAUCUACCCCCUGUUGGGAGCCUCAAUGAAUGGUUGGUACUUUCUCGCAACAGAGGUGGAUGACAUCUGCUAUGAUUAUGCCAAGAAAAAUGUUGACCAAAACAAUAUGGCAGACCUGAUAAAAGUGGUGAAAGUGCCCCAAAAGACCUUACUAAUGGAUGCACUAAAGGACGAGUCGAUAGUAUAUGAUUUCUGCAUGUGCAAUCCUCCUUUCUUUGCUAAUCAGCUGGAGGCUAAGGGGGUCAACUCAAGGAACUCACGCAGACCCCCGCCAAGCUCCAUCAACACUGGAGGAGUGACCGAAAUCAUGGCUGAGGGGGGUGAGCUGGAGUUUGUGAAAAGGAUUAUUCAUGACAGUGUGCAGCUUAAAAGGAGGCUCAGAUGGUACAGCUGCAUGCUGGGGAAAAAGUGUAGUCUAGGACCCUUAAAGGAGGAGCUGAGAAAACAAGGGGUCCUCAAAGUAACACACACAGAGUUUUGCCAGGGGCGCACCAUGCGCUGGGCUCUGGCCUGGAGCUUCUACGAGGAUGUAACCAUGCCAUCUCCGCCAAACAAGAAGCGUAAGCUGGAGAAGGCACGUAAGCCACUUAGCUUCACCGUGGUAGAAGCCACAGCAGCAGAACUGCACUCUCAGGCUCUCCGCAUUGGACAAACACACACCAGCAAUGUAGAGAGCAUCACGUACUGGUUGGAGAGCAUUCUCACAGAGCUAAAGGUCUUGCACAACCGUGUUCCCUCCUGCGACUCUGAACUCAGCCUCUUCCUGACUGCUGUGGAGAACACCUGGGUCCAUGCUCGGCAGAAACGGCGUGAACAGAGACGUCAGCUCUGUGAGCUGCCUAAAGCCUCAGAGCCUGAAGCCCCUGCUGCCCACUGCAUGGACCUGACCCUGAAACAGGACCUCGCGCAUCCUCCAAGUAAUGAAGAAGAAUCCAAGACAAAGCGGCACUUUGUAAAGGAUACAGAUGUCCCCUGUAAGACCUCCAGUUCAGCUAUUUCCCCAAGCUCCAGCUCAGUCUACAACUUCCUGUUUAAGUGCCUGAUGAAUGUAAAGGUGGAGGACAGUGAUGUGUUGGUUGAGAUGCACUGGGUAGAGGGUCAGGAUAAAGAUCUUAUGAACCAGCUCUGUACAAGCAUGAAGAACUCACUCUUUCGCAGAGUAGCCAAGUCUGUUUGAUUCUGGCUUUAACACAUUUUCUGCUUUUUCUUUUCAACAUCUUAUUUUUCUAAAAGUGCACCAUAUGAGGUAACAUACUAAUGUUUUGAUUACCUGUAAGUCUGCAAGUACAUCUGUAGAUACAGCGGUAAAAUAGUGCACAGCUGUGUAGAUACAGUAGUUUUUUUGUGAACAUUUGUCUUUAUUACAUUUGUAAUAAACAUUUUAAUUGUUGGUGGCUCAGAAUUUUUUUUUAUUUGUUCUUUCAUACAUAAUCCGUUGGGUUCUCUGCAUUCAUAUGUUUCAACUAAGUGAUGCCUGUCAUUUAUUGUGUUCAUGUUAUUUGUUUAAGGGGCAUUCAAGUAAAAUUUGGACUUGUUGUGAAAUUUCUCAUAAAUAAAGGACUAAAUCCAAUUGAUAAUUA